This is a messenger RNA of Antechinus flavipes (yellow-footed antechinus), 7214 nucleotides long. RefSeq names its product zinc finger protein 185 with LIM domain (gene ZNF185). The record is from RefSeq and is a predicted model, not a curated record. Lineage: Eukaryota; Metazoa; Chordata; Mammalia; Dasyuromorphia; Dasyuridae. The coding region runs from base 1 to 1980 and encodes 659 amino acids. The transcript has 24 exons.
AUGAUGCCUUUCAAAAAAAAUCUCAAAGGACGUUCUCAAUCCGGAGAAGAUGACAGAAAAAAUGUCAUCAAACAAAUUAAAGUCCGAAACCUCAUCAAAGGUGACAAGAGCUGGAUUCACAAACCAGAUGAUACAGAAGGCCAGACCAUAGAGUUACCUCCCACCCAGGAGCAGUCUGCACCUGAACCUCCACCUGUAACAACUCAGAAGGAGAGGACUCCACCUCCCAAGGCUUCACCAGGCUACAUUAUCAGGGGCGUGUUCACCAAGCCUGUUGAUAGCACAUCUCUGCCACAGGCUCAAUGCCCACCUGCGGAAACUUCCAAAAGUUCUACAAUUCCAGGGAAACCUGCCAGUAGCAAACUGCCCCGACACAUGGUCUCUGGUUAUAAAGUCAUUCCUGAUGAAUACAACAAGAAGAUAGCUGAAGCUGCCUCCGGCCAGCUUCCACGAGCUGCCACCUGGGGGCGCUCCUAUGUGCUGUCUGCUGCCAAGAAGAACUCAGAGAGUUCUGCUCAGGACUCAGCACCUGCUUACAUGGCUAAGAGGGUUGAAAUCACAGAGGAUGAAGUCCCUUCUGAGAAGAGUCAGACGCUGCCAUCUUUGGCAAGACAAUUUUUCAACUUCGCCAGUUCUGAUUCAAGCAGAGAGAGACCAAGCUCCUCAUCUUGGCCUGGAAACGUGUCCAGGAAUCUCUUUUCAACUCCCAAAGUUCAAGAAUACAGUGGGAAGAAAGAAGAAACUCACACUCUGCUACCCCAGGAGCCCAAAAUGGAGUCCACUCUUCUUGACCUUUCCUCAGAGACCAGUCAGAAGAGAACUUCUUUGGAACAUAAGGAAAGAAACAUUUCCAGCACUAAAGAGGACAUUCCCACAGAGGAAGAGGACAAAGACACCUAUCCUGAUGAUGCUGACAGGGCAAGUACCUGGUCAACUGACAGUAACCAUGGCUCUACUGGUUCACAAAAUGAUCUGGAUGAAGUAGACCUUCCCUCUAAGAAAGGACCUAUCCUCAGCUAUGGUGAUCACUUCCUCAGUGGCAUUCAUGGAGAAGAGUAUGAGGGCCCUGGUAAACAGCAACCUGUGGAAGUCAACAAACCAAGCCGAUCUGAUCCACAUCCUCAAGAAGGCGGUAUUCGAGAGAUACCUCUGGCUCCACCUGUGCCCAGAGACUACAGACCCUCCUUUUGGAAUCCAACAAGGCAUGGCUCAGAAGAACAUGCUAUAUUUUCUCCAGAAGACCAGUUUGAUCGUUCCAUGAACCUGCAAUACUGCAUGCCCGGAGAGAACACUACCAAGUAUUCCUCUGCCUCUACUGUUACCACCACUGAAAAGAGAUAUGGAAGUUCAGUCAGCUCAGAUGAUCUUUUGCCACCUGAAACCCGGAGAUUCGCAUCAUCCGCUAUCGGCUCCACUGACCAAAGAUUUGGAACCCUGCCCAGCGUGGAUGAAAUAUUGACAUCUGACCACAGGAGCUCUCUUUCUGGUUAUGAGGAGAGAAGUGUUACUACCAUAGUCAGGGAGGCCAGAUGGGACAAAACUGCACAUGCUGGAGCCAAGGGAGACACCCGCCCGGAUCCAAAUAUUCACUACAGUAGCUAUCGAGUCAUCACUCCAGAUUCUGCUCACCAGCUGCCCCUGAAGGGCAGUGGCCAAGAGUACAGCUCCAGAAGAUAUGCCUCUGCUACGGGGGACAGACCAUCCAUGGGCAGUAUGCCUGCCAGCUCUCGAGACAGUGCUUCAGCCUCAGACAGUGAACCACCUGCUAGCUCUGCCAAGAUAAGUGGUGCUACCUGCACUUACUGUUGCAAAGAGAUCAGAUCUGGGCCCAAAAUUACUCUGGAGCAUUUGGGUAUCUGCUGCCAUGAGUGGUGCUUCAAGUGUGGGAUUUGCAAGAAGAAAAUGGGCAAUAUGCUGGAUCAUGUAUACAUCCAUAAGGGAAUCAUACACUGUGACCAGUGUUAUGCAAGACUCUUCUAGUUUCGAUCAGCCUGCUAAGAGUCAUCAUGAAGAUGGGGACCCAUCUUCCUAAGUCUCCAAUUUUACUGUUUCCCCUUAUUACUAAUUCCCAGUUGUUUCCUUUAUCUCUUCCCAUCUAACUCAAUUGAAAAUGUGCCCCACAAAGAUAGUUUUACCAGUCUUUUAUUAGCUUUGAUUUUUAUAUUAUCCAGCAAUUAGCUUUGAUUUUUGUAUUAUCCAGUUUUUAAAAUUAGCUUUGAUUUUUAUAUUAUCCAGCUUUUUUAUUAGCCUUGGUUUUUGUAAUUACCCAGUUUUUUAUUAGUUUUGAUUUUUUAAAUAUUAUACAGUUUUUUUGUUAGCUUUGGGUUUCUUCUUUUUCCAAUUUUUAAAAAAUUACUUUUGAUUUUUUGCAUUAUCCAGCUUUUUAUUACCUUUGAUUAUUUUGUAUUACCUAGUUUUGUUAUUAGCUUUGGGAUUUUUCUUCAUCUGAUUUUUCAUUAGUUUUGGUUUUUUGCAUUACCUAGCUUUUUAUAAGCUUAGAUUGCUAGUCCUUUUUGGAUUGAACUAAUAGCAGAUUUAGAGUAGUGAAGAUUAACUUGGCCUUUAGGUCCUGUUUUUUCAAAUAAGUUUAAAUCUGAGUAUGGUAGUGAUGAGUUUAUUACCUUUGAUUAUUUUGGAUUAUCCAAUUUUUUAUUAGCUUUGGGAUGGGAUUUUUCUUUAAUUUUUGGAUUAGUUUUGGUUUUUUUGCAUUAUCUAGCUUUUUAUUAGCUUUGUUUGCUAGUCCUUUUUGGAUUGAACUAAUAGCAGAUUUAGAGUAGUAAAGACUAACUUGGCCUUUAGGUCCUGUUUUUUCAUAUAAGUUUAAAUCUAUGAAUAUGGUAGCGAUAAGUUUAUUACCUUUGAUUAUUUUGGAUUAUCCAAUUUUUUAUUAGCUUUGGGAUGGGAUUUUUCUUUAAUUUUUGGAUUAGUUUUGGUUUUUUGCAUUAUCUAGUGUUUUAUUAGCUUUGCUAAUCCUUUUUGGAUUGAACUAAUAGCAGAUUUAGAGUAGUAAAGACUAACUUGGCCUUUAGGUCCAGUUUUUUCAUAUAAGUUUAAAUCUAUGAGUAUGAUAGUGAUGAGUUUAUUACUUUUGAUUAUUUUGGAUUAUCCAAUUUUUUAUUAGCUUUGGGAUGGGAUUUUUCUUUAAUUUUUGGAUUAGUUUUGGUUUUUUGCAUUAUCUAGCUUUUUAUUAUUAGCUUUGAUUGCUAAUCCUUUUUGGAUUGAACUAAUAGCAGAUUUAGAGUAGUGAAGACUAACUUGGCCUUUAGGUCCUGUUUUUUCACAUAAGUUUAAAUCUGUGAGUAUGAUAGUGAUAAGUUUAUUACCUUUGAUUAUUUUGGAUUAUCCAAUUUUUUAUUAGCUUUGGGAUGGGAUUUUUCUUUAAUUUUUGGAUUAGUUUUAGUUUUUUGCAUUAUCUAGCUUUUUAUUAGCUUUGCUUGCUAAUCCUUUUUGGAUUUAACUAAUAGCAGAUUUAGAGUAGUGAAGACUAACUUGGCCUUUAGGUCCAGUUUUUUCACAUAAGUUUAAAUCUAUGAGUAUGGUAGUGAUAAGUUUAUUACCUUUGAUUAUUUUGGAUUAUCCAAUUUUUUAUUAGCUUUGGGAUGGGAUUUUUCUUUAAUUUUUGGAUUAGUUUUGGUUUUUUGCAUUAUCUAGCUUUUUAUUAUUAGCUUUGUUUGCUAGUCCUUUUUGGACUGAACUAAUAGUAGAUUUAGAGUAGUGAAGACUAACUUGGCCUUUAAGUCCUGUUUUUUCACUUAAGUUUAAAUCUAUGAGUAUGGUAGUGAUAAGUUUAUUACCUUUGAUUAUUUUGGAUUAUCCAAUUUUUUAUUAGCUUUGGGAUGGGAUUUUUCUUUAAUUUUUGGAUUAGUUUUGGUUUUUUGCAUUAUCUAGCUUUUUAUUAUUAGCUUUGUUUGCUAGUCCUUUUUGGACUGAACUAAUAGUAGAUUUAGAGUAGUGAAGACUAACUUGGCCUUUAAGUCCUGUUUUUUCACUUAAGUUUAAAUCUAUGAGUAUGGUAGUGAUAAGUUUAUUACCUUUGAUUAUUUUGGAUUAUCCAAUUUUUUAUUAGCUUUGGGAUGGGAUUUUUCUUUAAUUUUUGGAUUAGUUUUGGUUUUUUGCAUUAUCUAGCUUUUUAUUAGCUUUGUUUGCUAAUCCUUUUUGGAUUGAACUAAUACCAGAUUUAGAGUAGUGAAGACUAACUUGGCCUUUAGGUCCUGUUUUUUCACAUAAGUUUAAAUCUAUGAGUAUGGUAGUGAUAAGUUUAUUACCUUUGAUUAUUUUGGAUUAUCCAAUUUUUUAUUAGCUUGGGAUGGGAUUUUUUUCUUUAAUUUUCGGAUUAGUUUUGGUUUUUUGCAUUAUCUAGUGUUUUAUUAGCUUUGAUUGCUAGUCCUUUUUGGAUUGAACUAAUAGAUUUAGAGUAGUGAAGACUAACUUGGCCUUUAGGCCUAUCAAUUUAAAUAGAUAAGUAUGGUAAUGAUAUGUUUAUUACCUUUGAUUAUUGAUUGUGUAUUAUCUAACAUUUUAUUAGCUUUGGGAUUUUUAAAAAAUUUUUCAUUAGUUUUGGUUUUUUACAUUAUCUAGCUUUUUAUUAGCUUUGAUUGAUUGCAAGUCUUUUUUGGACUGAACUAAUGUGCAGAACACAUAGAACUGUGAAGAUUAACUUGGCCUUUAGGUCCUGUUUUUUCAUAUAAGUUUAAAUCAAUGAGUAUGGUAGCGAUAUGUUUAUUGCCUUUGAUUAUUGAUUAUUGUGUAUCAUCUAACAUUUUAUUAGCUUUGGAUUUUUCUUUAAUUUUUUCAUUAGUUUUGGUUUUUUGCAUUAUUUAGCUUUUUAUUAGCUUUGAUUGCAAAUCCUUUUUGGACUGAACUAAUGAGCAGAACACAGAACUGUGAAGAUUAACUUGGCCUUUAGGUCCUGUUUUUUCAUAUAAGUUUAAAUCAAUGAGUAUGGUAGCGACAGUGAUAUCUUUAUUACCUUUGAUUAUUGUGUAUUAUCUAAUAUUUUAUUAGCUUUGGGAUUUUUCUUUAAUUUUUCAUUAGUUUUGGGUUUUUGCAUUAUCUAGCUUUUUAUUAGCUUUGAUUGAUUGCAAAUCCUUUUUGGACUGAACUAAUAAGCAGAACACACAGAACUGUGAACAUUAAUUUGGCCUUGAGGUCCUGUUUUUCAUAUCAAUUUAAAUCAAUGAGUAUGGUAGCGAUUAUGUUUAUUACCAUUGAUUAUUUUGUAUUAUACAGCUUUUUAUUAGCUUUGGGAUUUUUCUUUAUCUAAUUUUUCAUUAGGUUUUUUUUUUUUUUUUUUUUUUGCAUUAUAUAUCUAGCUUUUAAAAACUUUGAUUGUUUGCAAGUCAUUUUUGGAUUGAACUAAUAGCAGAUAUAGAGCUGUGAAGAUUAACUUGGCCUUUAGGUCCUGUUUUUCCAUAUCAGUUUAAAUUGAUGAGUAUGGUAGUGAUAUGUUUAUUACUUUUGAUUAUUUUGUAUUAUCUGACUUUUUAUUAGCUUUGGGAUUCUUCUUUAAUUUUUCAUUAGUUUUGAUUUUUUUUGCAUUAUAUAUCUAGCUUUUUAUAAACUUUGACUAUUUGCAAGUCAUUUCUAGAUUGAACUAAUAAUAGCAGAUUUAGAACUGUGAAGAUUAACUUGGCCUUUAGGUCCUGUUUUUCCAUAUCAGUUUCAAUCGAUAAGUAUGGUAGUGAUAAGUUUAUUACCUUUGAUUAUUUUGUAUUAUCCAAUUCUUUUAUUAGCUUUGGGAUGUUUCUUUAAUUUUUCAUUAGUUUUGGUUUUUUGCAUUAUUUAACUUUUUGUUAGCUUUGGGUUUUUUGCAUUAUCCAGCUUUUUAUUAGCUUUGAUAUUUUGAGUCAUCCAGUUUUAGUUUUGGUUUUUCCUUUAUCCAAUUUUUUAAAAAAUUACUUUUGAUUUUUUGCAUUAUCCAGCAUUUUAUUAGCUUUGAUUUUUUUGUAUUAUCCAACUUUUUAUUAAUUUGGUAUUUUGAAUUAUCCAAAUUUUUAUUAGCUUUGAUUUUCUGUAUUAUCCAGCUUUUUUAUUAGCUUUGAUGUUUUAUAUUAUCCAGCUUUUUAUUAGCUUUGGUUUUUCCUUUAUCCAAUUUUUAAAAAAUUACUUUUGAUUUUUUGCCUUAUCUAGCUUUUUAUUAGCUUUGGUAUUUUGAAUUAUCCAGCUUUUUUAAAAAAAAUUAGUCUUGUUUUUUUUAAUUAUCUGCUUUUAUUAGCUUUGGAAUUUCCUUUAUUCAGUUUUUUUUAAUUACUUUUAAUUUUUUGCAUUAUCUAGAGUAGACAGCUGGUAGAUGAAGAAACCUGAAGGAUUCUAGUAAGUUGAAGCCUGAAGAGGGAGAAGCGUGUGGUCCAGAAUUCAUAGGCUUAUUAUUACCACCCGGGCUGUGUGCCUCUUGCUUCUGACAUCUUGCCUCUCCUGAAGCCAACGAGCCCCAUGGUCUUUAUUGAUAUUUCUGUGCUUCCUAUAUCUCCAUGACAGAAAGACAGCCUUUCUCUAAGAUAUCAUAGUAGAGCAAGUAUAAGUUCUGAGCAGCAUGUAUGAAAAUACAUGCCUGGGAAGAACUUCUCAUGAUUUUGGCUGGUUUUCCAUCACACCAGGGGAUGAUAAGUCCCCUUCACAACAGACAUAGACUGAGCUCAGAAUUUUGUAUUUCACUAUACUAACCCAAAAGCUUGACUUCCCUUGAGGUGAGAGUGGGUAUUCUUUAAGGGGGAUGGAAGUGAGGAGUGAAGAGAGGACAGGUGGAUAGAGUAGCUCAGAAUAGGGGCCCAAAUGUAACACACUUUCUCCUCUCCCAGUCCUGCCCCCUUGGUGAAGAAAUAAGCAGAUUCAUUUGGAAGAUUUUUGUAAUCUGCUAAAGAGUGAGAUGGUUUAGGAAGAAGGAUUAUUGCUGGAGGUCCGGGUCUGUACUCACCAAGAGGUUUGCAGUUACCCUGGAGGAAAGUUUCAGAAGCAGUAGCCCACGUGGGCCAAGGAGUAGGGAGCUUUGGUGUCUUCUUGAUGGUCUCUGCUCUCUUCAAACAGGUUCAGAAAGUGGACAAGCCUUUGUCAAGAUGGGGGUUUUGAAGUUCGGUUUUUCCAUUGCUAUUAUCUGUUUUCAGGACCUGCUAUACUGGUUCAUUGUCACCUGUGAACCCUUAUUUAACAUGCUUGCUGCUUAUUAUAUUUAUUGUAAUCACAUAUCAUAAUUCUAAUAAAGAUUCAAGUUUCAGGUU